Messenger RNA from Torulaspora globosa, 1008 nucleotides. It is a transcript of the gene SPT2, whose product is annotated as Spt2p. The transcript has a single exon. The record is from RefSeq and is a predicted model, not a curated record. Lineage: Eukaryota; Fungi; Ascomycota; Saccharomycetes; Saccharomycetales; Saccharomycetaceae. Bases 1 to 1008 code for a protein of 335 amino acids.
AUGAGCUUUUUAUCGAAGAUCUCCAAUUUAAGGAAAUCAUUACCAGCGACAGCUCCGAAAGAGAAACCAAAAACAGACAGAAAGGUAGAAAAUGAUGAAUAUUCGAUAUUACCCAAGAAUUAUAUCAGAGAAGAGGACCCAGCUGUGAAAAGACUUAAAGAAUUGAGGCGACAGGAGCUUUUAAAAAGUGGUGAGUUGUCAAAAAAAGCGAGAAGCCAGAGCAAAUCCAAUGUUCACAGGAAGAAGACGGAAACCGACGACGGAUAUUCUGCAGGCACCAGAUUCAAGAAAAAGAUAGGCGCGUCCGCAGCUGCACCCGGGGUACCCUCGAUGCCAAGAACAUCCGAGCCGAUCAAGAAGCUCAGCUUCGAGGAGUUGAUGCAACAAGCGGAAAAUAAUGCACAGAAGACAGGAAGCGAUGAGGGAAAGUCGCAGUCGGAGGUCACUGCAGAUCAGAAAGCCAAAGGACAACUUCCUUCUCGAAAUUACGAUAAAAAAAUUAGUUUCAAGAAAAGGAUUGACGGGAACAGCAGGCCCGCGACGUCUUCAAGACCACAGAGGCGAGGCACGGAGCCACAGAAAAAGCAACCUGAGGCGGUCAGGGUUCGAGCAGUCGGUGCAGGACUUGCCCAGCCCAACGAGAAGAUUAGACGACAACUGGAGCAAAGAAAGCGACAAUCGAGGCAACAAAGAAAGGAGAUAGAAUAUGAGAGCGACUUGGAUGACUUCAUUGAGGAUGAUACAAGCGAGACGUACGGCAGGGGAUCAUCCCGAGACGAGGGUCAAUAUGACCGUGAUGAAAUAUGGGCGUUGUUUAAUAGGGGUAAGAGGCGUUCUGACUUGAUGUUUGAUGAUUAUGAAGACGACGAUAUGGAGGCAAAUGAAAUGGAGAUCCUCGAAGAGGAAGAAAAGGCAGGUAUGAUGGCAAGAUUAGAGGAUAAACGAGAGGAGGAGUGGCUGAAGAAACAUGAGCAGGAGAAAAAGCGUCGCAAACGAAUGAAAGGUUGA